UUGGGCUGCGUGGUCGGGGAGUUUGCUGUGUGCUCGGUACCACACGGGGACCCUGACACGGGACCGGACCGGACGGGAGAGGACGGCGUGUUGUCUGAUCGAUCCUGGUCUCUGUCAGUUUUGUUUGCGUCUCGGUCUGAAGGGGGGAUCUGGUCUCUCACACGCCGAGCUGACGUCGACUGCGCCGCGCACGGUUCCUGUGGUUGUUCCUGGGUAAACUGUGUGCUGGAUCGUGAUCCACACUGCUCGGGUGAGCUGUGACUUGUCCCCUUCCUCGUCUCUCCGUGCACCUGCAUGUACCGUGAGCAGCCCCGGCCUGUCGGAGAGGCGCUGUGCUCAGAGACCGUGCUGCACUAGGAGAACCCAUGGCUUCUGGCCCUCAAUCUUCCUCUCUAGACCGCAGGCUCAGUCUGCUGGAGCUGCUACUCGGGCCUCUGUUGGUCUUGCUGAUUUCAGGGCUCGUACCGGCACUUGGUCAGAAGGUCUACACCAAUGCAUGGGCUGUGCACAUACCUGGAGGUCAGGAGGAAGCUGAACGCGUCGCUACUAAAUAUGGGUUCGUCAACUUCGGACAUGUUUUUGGCGAUUAUUAUCACUUCCGGCAUCGCACAGUGGUGAAGAGAUCACUGUCAGAUCACAGAGGGACACAAGUCCGUCUAGAAAAUGAUCCCAAGGUGACUUGGGCUGAGCAACAGGUGUCAAAACGGAGGAAAAAGCGAGAUGUGUACGAGGAACCUUUGGAUCCUAAAUUCAGAGACCAGUGGUACCUGUACAACAGCAACCACCGUGACCUGAAUGCCAAAGCCGCAUGGGAGUUGGGCUACACAGGCAAAGGCGUAGUGGUGUCCAUCCUGGAUGACGGCAUAGAGAAGAACCACCCGGACCUGAGCCAGAACUACGACCCCGAUGCCAGCUAUGAUGUGAACGAUGGUGACCCGGAUCCACAGCCUCGAUACACACAGCUCAAUGACAACAGGCAUGGGACACGGUGUGCAGGAGAAGUGGCAGCAGUGGCCAACAAUGGGUUCUGUGGAGUCGGUGUGGCCUACAACGCCAAGAUAGGAGGUGUGCGCAUGCUGGACGGCGAGGUGACUGACAUGGUGGAGGCCCAGUCUCUCAGUCUGAACCCCCAACACAUCGAUGUCUACAGUGCCAGCUGGGGCCCGGAGGACGACGGCAAAACAGUGGAUGGACCUGCCAAACUCGCCAAAGAAGCCUUUCUGCAUGGAGUUACAAAGGGUCGUGGUGGUUUGGGCUCUAUCUUUGUGUGGGCGUCUGGAAACGGAGGGAGGGAGAAGGACAGCUGUAAUUGCGAUGGCUACACCAACAGCAUCUACACACUGUCCAUCAGCAGCUCCACACAGAACGGCAACGUCCCCUGGUACAGUGAGGCCUGCUCCUCCACCCUGGCCACCACCUACAGCUCGGGGAACCUCAACGAGAAGCAAAUAGUGACUACAGACCUCAAAUCAAAAUGCACAGACUCCCACACAGGCACCUCUGCCUCUGCCCCGCUGGCUGCUGGGAUCAUUGCUCUCGCCCUCGAGGCCAAUAAAAACCUCACCUGGAGGGACAUGCAACAUCUGGUUGUGCGAACUUCUCACCCUGCCCACCUGCUCACCAACGACUGGAGGACCAACGGGGUUGGCCGCAAAGUUAGCCACUCAUACGGAUACGGCCUGCUUGAUGCCAGUGCAAUAGUUGGUCUGGCUAGGACGUGGACCAGUGUGGGGCCGCAGCGGAAAUGUGUGAUCACCAUGGCCUGUGACCCAAGAAACAUCGGCAGCCAUUUAUCGAUCAACAAGAGCGUGGACGCCUGCUUUGGGACAGACAGUCAUGUGACCUCGCUAGAGCACGUCCAGGCCCGGCUCACCCUUUCCUAUAACCGAAGAGGAAACCUGGCAAUCCACCUCAUUAGUCCUGCAGGCACACGCUCCACUCUGCUCCACCCCAGACCUCAUGACUACUCCUCAGAGGGGUUUAAUGACUGGGCGUUCAUGACCACUCACUCCUGGGACGAGAACCCGAACGGGGAGUGGACCCUGGAGAUCGAGAACGUGGCUGGCGCCAGUGACUAUGGCACUUUGACCCAGUUCAUCCUGGUGCUGUACGGCACCGGCUCAGCAACCUCCAGCUCAUCUGAGAAGGCUCAGCCCAGUAACGGCAGCUGUAAGACCUUGGACCUGAGGCAGAUAUGCAUUGAGUGCGACUCUGGCUACUACCUCUUUCAGCAGGGCUGUGUGAAAGAAUGUCCAGCAGGCUUCUCAGUGGGCUCCCAGCCCCUCAACUACACCGUGGGUAACUCCAUAGCACCACUGACCGUCCCGGCCUGCCGGCCCUGCCCGUCGCCCUGCCUGACCUGCAGCAGCCUCAGCAGUCUGGCCUGUCUGUCCUGCCCGCCUCACAGCUCACUGGACCCCAUUUCCGGCACCUGCAUGCAUUUGAACCACUUUAUGCGCGAGUCCCCCGGCAGCUUCAUGGUGGGCCAGGGGGACCCUGAAUCGCAGCUCCAGCUGAGCUCCCGGUUGCCCAUCACCAUCGCCGUGCUCAGCUGCAUGGCCAUCAUCGCCACCUUUGCUGGCGUCUUCCUCUUGCUGCAGCUGCGCUCCGGUGCACUCAUCAAGCUGCCCUCCCUGGAGGCCGGCGGCGGCCUCGGGGGUGGCUUCAGCCUCGGGGGGAACAGGGUAGUGUCCUAUCGUGGCAUCCCAACAGUGUGGGGGGAUGACGGGGUGAACACAGACUCCGAUAACGAAGAGUUUGACGUCCACAAUGAGAGGACUGCCUUUAUCAAAACACAAAGUGCUCUUUAAUGCCUCCACCACAUCCCUCCUCCCCUCCUGCUUUUAAAAACCCCACCCCCUCUUUGGUCUGAUGAGUCAGGGCUGUGGUAACUGUCCCUUCACAGUCUCUCUGGUUUUAUCUCUCAUCCUUUUUCCCUCUGUCUGCGUCUUCCCGGGUUUUUGUUGGAGUCCUGCUUCAGGAUCUCGUCUUCCACUCUGCAGUGGGAGACCCGGCGGGAAGCAGCUGUCUCUCAGAGCUCGGGAUGGCCCCAGCUUUGCUCCGUUCACACUUGGGCGCACUUCUAUUAAACUGGCUCACUCCCUCGUCUUGCCCUCAAUCACAAACAGAGUCUGUCUGUGCAGAGUCCAUUUUCCCCCCCAGCUCCGUCUCCUUUUUUGUUACAGUAAACAACUGAUUAUUAUUUGCUUUCUUCUCUUUUAUUCCUCUUUUCAUCAGUCUCAGUGCAGUAGCCAGACGAGAUUGUUGAGUGUGAGGAGAAGAGUGCGUGUGCACGUGAAUGCCUGUUUGUGCGGAUGUGAGCGUGAUUAUGUAAAUCUGAUGCAGUUUAAUGCCCUUUAUAGAGAAGCUAAAGCCGGUCCUGUCACAUUUAAUACUGAAGUGAUAACAAAGACUUGUAAUAUGACGCAUUAAAUCGGAUUAGGAAACACUGAUUCUCUCCAAAGUGUCAUUUAGUGACAUUAGUGUCCAAAAUCUGUCCUGAAAUGCUCCAUUUACUCAAAGUUAUUUACAUUUUUAGAGUGCAGUUUUGAAAAAUCCACAAAUCAAAAGCAGAAUAGUUGUCAAAGAAAUGUCCAGACUGUAAUGGUUUCUAAUAAUGUGUCACUGAAACAGUCUGGGAGCUUUCUGAAUAUCCACCCUCUAUCUUUUUAUGAUGAGAUGUUUCAUAUUUACUGAAAAACAAAAAUCCAUCUCUCACACAGUCUCUUUUAAAUCUGUAUAGUUAUUGAUCUUUGUGUGAGGGGGGCUUCUGUUCUCUUAUUGUGCACACAAUCUGCAAAGAUCUCUCUCAGCUCUGGCUCAAAAAAAAAAUGGUGAGUCACACAGCUAACAAAGCUUCCUCCAGCCUUUUGAGAUUUAAGAUGGACUCUGAGAAACUAUAAAUUCUUCUGCACUCAUAACCUCCAAACCAUCACAGGAGGAUCGCAAAAAAAAUCUGAUAAAUUCCAAGGAGAAGGCGGCUACUCCAUCAACCCUGAGGCACUAACCUUCCAGGGAUAUUUAAUUUCUGUGUGUGAAGAGCUCACAUCCCGGGGCUGAAAGAGAAGCAGCUGAGAUCCUGAUGGGACGCAGAACUAAAAUGUGACCGAGGAGAGCUUCUUCUCAAACAGCUGUGUAGUUACUGUGGUGGAUUCUUAAUAGAGCAAACACUGAAACAACAAAUCAAUGCGCUCCCGGUUUUUGUCAGAGCAAAUUAGCACUACAAGAACUCAUUACGCAUGCCUCAUAUCAUUAGAACUUAGUUAAUGUGUGUGAGCAGGUGUGUGUGUGUGUGUGUGUGUGUGUUUGUGUGUUUGUGUGUGUGUGUGUGUGUGUGUGCGUGUGUGCGUGUGCGCGCAUGUGUGUGCGUGCGCAUAUGAAAAAAGGAGAACUCCUCUAUCCUCUGAGCGGGGGUUUCCUCUCCUCUUUCAUCUCUUCCGUAAAUCUUGAAUACUCUUUAGAUACUGCUGCGUCUAGACCCCCCUCUCUUUAGUGUCUCCACACUUACCCUCCAGUCUUCUUCUAAUCUGAAUUUCAGAUUAUGUCUUCAGCGUACUCGCCAAUUAAUGAUAUUCAGAUUGAUUCUGCAGCAGCUAUUUAUUCUGAGAGAUUUUAAUCAUACCUUUAGGGUAGAUUGUUUUAAAGUGAUUUUUCUCCUGGGCUGGUUAUCCUCUCAAAUCUGCAUCUCGUCAUCCAAUGCAGAGUAGAUAUUUGGAAUCCAUUGAUCCCUCUGUCUUUUUUUCUCUAUUACAUUGAUUUUUUUUUUUUUCCAUUUCCAGUCCUAAAACAAUGGAGCUUGCUGAGAGAGGUUGUCAUGGUGAUGACGUGCAUACAAAUCUGCAGCUGCUCAUCCUUUUAUCUACCUCUCAUAUCAUUCAGCAAGAGUUCAUGUGCUGUAAUAGGAGCUGUUAAAUGCUUAUUGAGGGCAUAUAAUAUGUAGGUCACGUAUUAAAACGCUUCUCGUGAUAGAUUUAGGAGGAUCGGCGUGCCAGUCAAAUUUAUGUUUUAGGAGUGAAAUAAGCAACUGCAUUUCUUAAACUGUAAAGCUGCUGUGUAAAUUCUCAACUCCUGACCUCCUAUCUCCCCUCCAAUUUAUUGCCUUUAGGAUCAGCAUUCAUGGGCUGUCACACCUGGGCUUUAAAACCUGGUGUUGGAAAUAAAAUGGGUAAAAGGAUCCGUAGAUCUUGUUGGCGUCUGAGUGUUAAAUCAACUUAAAAUUAUGGGCUCCUUGUUUCUACUCAUUUUCAAGACGAGCGACUCAAUCGGCAAAGAUCUUUCUGUUCUUAAGUAACUGACAAUCAAACUGUUACCUGGCGUUGGGAAGGUGCACAGGCACACAAAACAACAUUUAAUGAAACCACUCGUGUUACAAAGCCUUCACAGAAGGUGUUUUCACGAGUAAGAAUGUGAUUAAAAUUGUGAAACAGAAAGAGUUAACCAAAAAUAUUAUUAAGACAUAUGAAAAUAGGGUUUCCUAUCUUUUUCCAGCCAAAAUCCUCUCUGAAAACCUCGAGAAGGAUUUGUAUGAAUCCUCUGAAACACAGCCCUGAGCCAGGAUGCUUGAUUCAUCUCAGCUGGCUGGUGCAGGUGCAGCAAAUUUGGCUUAUCGCGGCAGUUUCAGCGAGGAAGAACUAAACUGUUUUGCAAACCCAGCUGAGAACGUGGAUUUUUCGAGAAAGUGCCCUCUUAAGUAUUGAAGCUAAAGUGGCUGCAGAAUAAUGAGUGCGUGCUGCAUUGCUCUGUGUGAUGUACAUUAGUGCCUACUGCCAUUUAGGCUGUUAUUAGCCUCAGUUUAAGGAGGAUGGUAAUCUACAAAAUGUAAUAAGUACAGCUUCAGACUUGAGCCACAGACUCCUUAUCGACUUCCCAGUGUGGUGUUAAGUGUGUAAACAACAGAUUAUGGGCUAAUGCGGCACUAAAACUGCUUCCAUAAACUUAAAUUCUGGACGCUCGGUUAGCUUUUUUAAUCAGAACUCAUGUGGAACUCUUUUUGAUUUGUUUAUUUAUGCUUAGUCAUGUCUGCAUCUUCAAGUGUCCAUCUUCCCUUCCAGAAGAUUCACAUUGCUUCCAGAAAGACUCGAGCUGCCCUCAGAGUGAAACAUUUUAGGGUGUUUAUACAACUUUCUGUUGCCCCUUCAGUGCACACAAAAUGAUUUAUUCAUUUUGGCUUCAUGUUGUAUCCACUACAGCCUGAAAACUCAAAAGUUUAAACUGAUUAACUCGGAGCUUUGUGCACUCAAGUGUUCAACUUUUAAGGAAAGUAUGGAUGCAGGCUGCAUUAAGUAGCUCAUGCUUCCACAGCAUGGUGAGCUGCUGAAAGCCAUUAGCAAGCUGUCUCACUCUUUCGCUGCAGAUAUGUGAUGAAAACCACACACUAAAUAAAGAAGAGGAACUCUAAUUGUGCCAGAUAGCAGUUCAUAAUUAAAACGCUACCACUUCACUGGCACCAAAAUGUGAAGCCUCUCCAUGAAAAUAACAAGAACAUUGCUAAAAAAAAAAAAAUCUGCAAAUUGUCUCGUCUGAUGAUAAAGAUAAGAGUCUCUUUUGGGGAGGGCAGAGUUUUUUUCUUUAUACAGCUGACUUAUUUAAAGCUCGAUGUUGCUUCAUUCCUGCCUUAGGAUGUAGUUUGAAGUGAUCAAUAUGAAGUUGGAUGGAGUAAAUAGGGGCAAUAUCUUUGGAAUAACCAAAGACAAUCAUUUUAAUGCUGUCUGUUUAGCAUUACGACGUGUUGCUUUCAGGUUUUACAGUCCAUUGAGCCCUUCACUUGUGUUCAGAGUGUUUUGUUGAUGUGAUUCUGUCAUCUCUGCCUUUAUUUUGAAGUCCUGCAGCGACAGCCUGUAUGUUCAGCAGCAGUGGAGGAGGGAGGUAGAAUGUAUCCCAUCUCCAUUAACUUAAGGGCUGAAUCAGAUCUGCGUGUGUGCACAUGCUUGUAUGAGUAUAAAUGAAACACUUUGAUGGUGUGGGCGAGGUCGGUCAGACUCUGAUGAUCUCCUUGCGCCUCUUGUUGAGGUUCCUGGCCUGUGGCUGCACACAGUACCUUACAGAUUUGUGACCUAUGAAUAAUGUACAAGAAUGACUAUCUUACAUGGGACAAAACUCUAAAAUAAGGCCUAUUUUUGUACUAUAUGAAUGGUGCAGUGUAAUUUUCUUGUAAUUUAAAGAUUUUUUUGCUCUUGUUUUUUUUUCUCCUUUUUAUUUAAUUGAUGUCAAUUAUAGAUUCUACUAAAAAUAAAGAUCUAUGCAAAUUUGAA
Notolabrus celidotus (New Zealand spotty) is the source of this 7250-nucleotide messenger RNA. It is a transcript of the gene furina, whose product is annotated as furin (paired basic amino acid cleaving enzyme) a. The record is from RefSeq and is a predicted model, not a curated record. NCBI's taxonomy places the organism in Eukaryota, Metazoa, Chordata, Actinopteri, Labriformes, Labridae. The transcript has 16 exons. Gene Ontology annotation, cellular component: trans-Golgi network; Golgi membrane. The coding region runs from base 366 to 2810 and encodes 814 amino acids. Gene Ontology annotation, biological process: peptide hormone processing. Gene Ontology annotation, molecular function: serine-type endopeptidase activity.